CGCAGUACCGAAUCGCGUAUUUUUCGAAAGGUUAGAUAGAUUUUAGCCAAAGAGCUAAUACGAUAAUAACGUACUAAAAUAUCAGCGCUUUGAGGACGCGCCUUGUUUAUAAUAAACCUUUCUUUACCACUCCAUCUGACUGUGUGUUCACUGCGCUAUACUGAAGGGAAUGAGGGAUGACGUCGGUGGUGUUGGUAGACAGUGGAGGAGCUGUGCUGCAGUACGUCACUGCAGUGGAGGAUCUACAUCAGGAAGAGGGAGUGUGUGAGGUGGAGGGAGUGUGUGAAGGUGUGUGUGAGGUUGAGGAUGUGUGUGAGGAUGUGUGUGAGGUAGAGGGAGUGUGUGAUCAGGAGGAAGAGGAGGCGUGCUCACCUGCACAGGUGUUUGUGUACGAUGAGAACACGGAGCUGAUGCAGGGCGUCGCUGAGGAACAAGAAGUGGAGACCGAGGUAGUGGAGACAGUGGAGGCAUCAGUACACGGGGUCUCCAAUGUGCACUGCACUGAUAAAACUAUUGAAGCAGCAGAAGCUCUGUUACACAUGGACUCACCAUCCAGCUUACGCGGAGACCGCAGUCCAGAUGUCUUUGUCCCUGCAUGCCCAUCCACCCCGGAGUUCCUGCACGCCGCCAUGCGCCCUGAUGUUGUCACGGAGACGGUGGUGGAGGUCAGCACAGAGGAGGUGGAGCCUAUGGAAGUUGUUACCUUAAUCAAGGAACCGAGAGUGAUAGAGAGGGACGGGAGGAAAAAGAAAGCUGGGAGGAAGCCCACUAAGCCCCACCCCAUCCCCAAUGGCUCACCUGAUUUAGGCAUCAAGAAGAAGUCGAGAGAAGGAAAAGGCAGUACGUACCUGUGGGAGUUCCUGUUGGACCUGCUGCAGGAUAAGAACACGUGUCCCAGGUACAUUAAGUGGACUCAGAGAGAGAAAGGCAUCUUCAAGCUGGUGGACUCCAAGGCCGUGUCCAAGCUGUGGGGCAAACACAAGAACAAACCUGACAUGAACUACGAGACCAUGGGCCGCGCCCUCAGGUACUACUAUCAGAGAGGGAUCCUGUCGAAGGUCGAAGGUCAGAGGUUGGUGUACCAGUUUAAGGAGAUGCCUAAAGACAUCGUCAUCAUUGACGACGAUAAGUGUGAAGCAGAAGAACUGGGCGGGACUUACGAGCAAGUGAUGGCUGCUGAUCUCCAUAAAACUACUGGCAUUCUAAGGGGGGCGGGGCCAGUCAUAAGCCCCACCUCUCCCAAAGCCAAACCAUCACCCAUCAUUACGCCCAUCCAACGCAUAGUGACCGUCUCCACGCCGACAGAGCCGCCGCACGCCACGGUCAUCCCUAAUGCCAGCGCACCCAGGACUGUACGAGUCGCUAUGCAGGUCCCUGUCGUCAUGACGACGCCCCUGGGUCAAAAGAUCUCGCCGGUCGCCAUCCCGACGGCAAACUCGCCCACCUCCAGCGUUACCACGGCGACCGGAGCCUCGCCCCCCAAGGUUCUGAUCCAGACGGUGGAGAACAACGACAAGAUCACGCUACAGCUCGCAAAGAUCAUCACCAUCACCCCCAUCACCCUGGCCCUGCCCCCUGGGACAGGCUCCGCCCACCCACACCCACAGAGCCCCGCCCACAGCACGCAGCUUCCCGUGCAGAUACACGUCCAGUCUGACAGUCACACGACACACACGGAGCCCCGCCCACAGCAAGCAGAGGCACACACACAGGAAGUCACCGCUCACACACACAGUUAAAGGAGGCGGAGACGGUCUCUCACACACACACACACACUCUCACACAUGCACAGACACGGACUAGCCAAUCAGGAAGUGGAAAUGCACAGACAGGAAGUAAUAAUGGCACAAAGACAUGGAGUUAUAAAUAGAGAUUAUCAUGGAAAACACACACACACACACACACACACACACACACACACAC
Molecule: messenger RNA, 1923 nt
Organism: Clarias gariepinus (North African catfish)
Lineage: Eukaryota; Metazoa; Chordata; Actinopteri; Siluriformes; Clariidae
Gene: elf2b
Product: E74-like factor 2b (ets domain transcription factor)
Exons: 9
Coding region: 177-1739 (520 amino acids)
Biological process (GO): cell differentiation; regulation of transcription by RNA polymerase II
Cellular component (GO): nucleus
Molecular function (GO): sequence-specific DNA binding; DNA-binding transcription factor activity, RNA polymerase II-specific
Source: RefSeq, a predicted model, not a curated record